AUGGAGUUCACGCCGCCACCAUCCCCGUCGCCAGCGGCCGACGACGAGGCGACGCGGAGGGAGCAGCAGCAGCCGCACCCGCGGGAGGACGCGCCGGCGGGGUUCGUGCCGCCGAUGAGCGCGGCGGACGUGGCGGCCGUGGAGGCGCUCCUCGGGUACGAGUUCGCGGACAAGUCCCUGGUGGGGCAGGCGCUCACGCACGGCUCCUUCUACUACCCGUACCGCCCCGGCGCCGCCACCUACGAGCGCCUCGAGUACCUCGGCGACGGCGUGCUCACCUGCCUCAUGUCCCGCGAGGUCUUCCUCGCCUACCGCGACCUGCCGCCCGGCCCGCUCACGCGCCUCCGCGCCGCCAACGUCGACAAGGAGAAGCUCGCGCGCGUCGCCGUCGACCACGGCAUACACCGGUUCCUCCGCCACAAGGCGCCGCAGCUCGACGGACAGAUUGAUGAUUUUAUAAAAGAAUUAUGCGAAUAUCAGUACCACUCGAAUGGGCUAUUGGAUGCUCCAAAAGUGCUAUCCGACAUAGUUGAAUCUCUUAUUGGCGCCAUAUACCUUGACUCCAACUUCAAUCAAGAAGUUGUUUGGCGGGUCUUUCGAAAUUUGGCUGAUCCACUUAUUAGCCUUGAGACAUUAGGCAGGCAUCCCGUAAGCGAGCUAUUAGAGUUUUGCCAAAAGAAUCGCCGAGGCCUGAAAAUCGUGAAAGAUGGAUGGGAUAAGAAUUUGAAGGUAGAUGUAUUGGUCGACGGUGAGCUAGUUGGAAGCGCGGUUUAUGGUCAAAAGAAGGAGAUAGCUCAGAACCGUGCCGCAAAGGCUGCUUUGGACAAAUUGAAGGAGACACUGGGACAGUGCUCAGUUGAAUCAGCCACAGAAGAAGUUCAUGUGCCCUUGGACAGAUUGGAUCUUGCUGGAGCUUUAGAGAUCCAGUAAAAUGCCGAGACACCAUCUGUGCAACAAAUAGUUUUGCCUGUUUGUUUGUAUUUUGGUUCAUUUUUCCGUUGUAUGUUGUUAAGUUCCAGUGUAAAUAUUUACUUGCGAAUAUCAUACGAUUUGUAUGCCCUUGUGGGCGGGGAAAGCAAGGGUGCAAGUUCAGCUUGAAGUUAA
Molecule: messenger RNA, 1104 nt
Organism: Lolium rigidum
Lineage: Eukaryota; Viridiplantae; Streptophyta; Magnoliopsida; Poales; Poaceae
Product: ribonuclease 3-like protein 3
Exons: 3
Coding region: 1-930 (309 amino acids)
Biological process (GO): siRNA processing
Cellular component (GO): cytoplasm; nucleus
Molecular function (GO): RNA binding; ribonuclease III activity
Source: RefSeq, a predicted model, not a curated record